UUAUUCUACAAGAAAUAAAUCAGAAUUUGCUUACAGCAUUGCAAAUUACACCAUCUCUUCUCUUCUCUUCGAUGAGUUGUCUUCAUUGCCGAGACAGAGAAAGAAGAGACAGAGUUUCUAGCAUAUGUUCUUCAUCAAAAUUCUCCACCUAACAAUAAUUCUCUCAACGUUACCUUUAUUCCUCAAUUCGAUAUCUUGUUUGGUUUUGUCUUCGUUGUUCCUGUUGAAUUAUUCGUUUUCAGCUAACUUAGUUUAUUUCAUCUCCUAAAUUCAAAUAUUCUUACAUGCCCUUUUCAUCUUAACCAUCUCCAUUCUUAUAAAACUUCCAAAGCUUCAAUUUUAAACAGAGAAGCAGUUCCGUAUAUUGGUAUUGAAAACUUAGGAUUCAUGGGUAGAGGUAGGUUGCAAGGGCAAGGUGUUGAAUCUGGUAACAACGAUAUAGCAAUACGUAGUUCUGGAAUCAAGUUUGAACGGUAUUCAGUCGAGAGUAAAGUUAGUCCAACUAGUUUAUUUGCAAGCAUUGGUCAAGCAGGAUUUGGUUUUGGGAUUUCACCAAAUCCUCCAACUGCUACUACUAGAGACAGUGGCACCAAACCUCCGUUGGUUAAUUCUUCCACGAAAUAUGUUUUAAUGCCUGAAGCCGGUUUUCGAAGCACGGGGUUUCAAGGGUUAUUGAGUGGUGAGGCAGUUGAAGUUGACAAGGAAGGCCAUGGCAUGAAGAAGAAAAAGAAGAUGAAGGGGUUUAAAUUGAAGUUUAAGAUUGGGAAUCCAUCAUUGAGGAGGUUGAUGAGUGGGGCAAUUGCUGGUGCAGUGUCAAGGACAGCCGUGGCACCGUUGGAAACCAUAAGGACUCAUUUGAUGGUGGGGAGCUGUGGGCAUAGUACAAUUCAAGUGUUUCAAUCUAUUAUGGAGACCGAUGGAUGGAAGGGCUUGUUCAGAGGCAAUUUUGUAAACAUCAUCCGAGUUGCGCCAAGCAAGGCCAUUGAGUUAUUUGCAUAUGACACUGUCAAGAAGCAAUUAUCUCCGAAACCUGGAGAGCAGCCUAUAAUCCCAAUUCCCCCCUCAUCAAUUGCGGGUGCUGUUGCUGGUGUUAGCUCUACCCUAUGUACAUACCCUCUUGAACUACUCAAAACUCGCCUCACUGUUCAGAGAGGGGUGUACAAGAACUUACUCGACGCAUUUGUGAGGAUCGUUCAAGAGGAAGGUCCUGCAGAAUUGUAUAGGGGCCUCGCCCCUAGUCUAAUUGGUGUAAUCCCUUAUGCUGCAACAAACUACUUUGCUUAUGACACACUUAGAAAAGCUUACAAGAAAGCUUUCAAAAAGGAGGAGAUUGGGAAUGUGAUGACUCUUCUAAUUGGAUCAGCUGCUGGUGCAAUUUCGAGUAGUGCAACAUUUCCACUUGAGGUGGCUCGUAAGCAUAUGCAAGCUGGGGCUCUAAAUGGAAGACAAUAUGGGAACAUGCUUCAUGCACUUGUGAGUAUACUUGAAAAGGAAGGAGUUGGUGGCUUGUAUAGAGGUUUGGGACCAAGUUGCUUAAAAUUGGUUCCUGCUGCUGGGAUUUCUUUCAUGUGCUACGAAGCUUGCAAGAGGAUACUUGUUGAAAAUGAACAAGAUUAAUUACAAGUGGAUCACUGCAUAUUCUUUCCAUGGGAUAUAUUGGCAUUGUUUUGUGUUUAUGAAGAGGGAAAUAAUUUGUCGAGCUAAUUUUUGGUUUUGCAGAUUUUGCUUUUCCUUGCAUAUUUGACCAUUUCAACUAGGGUGUUUCUUUUAAGUUGCAUUGGCUUUAAGGAAAAAAGUUGUAUUGAUUACAGACUCUAAUUUAUUUUACAAUCAAUUGUGUUUCAUAUUUUG
Molecule: messenger RNA, 1851 nt
Organism: Glycine soja
Lineage: Eukaryota; Viridiplantae; Streptophyta; Magnoliopsida; Fabales; Fabaceae
Product: adenine nucleotide transporter BT1, chloroplastic/mitochondrial-like
Exons: 3
Coding region: 388-1617 (409 amino acids)
Biological process (GO): transmembrane transport
Source: RefSeq, a predicted model, not a curated record